Molecule: messenger RNA, 1495 nt
Organism: Centruroides sculpturatus (bark scorpion)
Lineage: Eukaryota; Metazoa; Arthropoda; Arachnida; Scorpiones; Buthidae
Product: trypsin-like
Biological process (GO): proteolysis
Molecular function (GO): serine-type endopeptidase activity
Source: RefSeq, a predicted model, not a curated record
UUUCAAAAAUUCCAUCACUUCAUCAAAAGAAAAUGGCUGAAUUGUUAUAUUUUGCUUUUCUUUUUCAAUUUUUUCUGGUCGAAAUUUUUGCGAAAGAAAUUGGUAAUUAUAAUGGAACUUUAUACGGGCCUGUUAAAGAAGGAAAAAUUAUUGGUGGCCAAGAUGCUGAAGAAGGAGAAGUUCCUUGGAUGGUAUCGGUAAAGAAGUGGAGUAACGGGAAUAGACGUUAUGAACACUAUUGUGGAGGAUCAAUUAUUAAUGCACAAUGGGUUGUUAGUGCUGCGCAUUGUUUUCUUGAUCCAAGCAGGCCCCAGGAUUUGUUAUUGGUUGUUGGUACUAUCAAGAGAGACGGAGAAGGAGGAGACAAUUAUGAAGUGCAAUCGAUAAAAAAUCACGAAGAUUUUAAUCCUGAAAACUUUGAUAACGACAUUGCUUUGCUGAAAAUCAAAAACAAUUUUUUAUUCAAGAAACCUGUAAGAUCCAUUUUUUUGGGCACUGAAGAAAUGUGUAGAAAACCUGGCUUAAUGGGGAUCGUUGCCGGAUUCGGAAGAAUAGUAGAAGGAGAAUGUAUUUUUAAAGAGAAUUUACAAACUAUUGAAAUUCCAAUAAUCAGCAAUGACGAAUGUGAAAAAUGGUUCAAAAGCACGAAUUUGAAUGUUGUUAUCAAAAAUGAUAAAUUAUGUGCCGGAUAUAAAGAAGGAGGCAAAAAUUCCUGCAUUAAUGCACAAUGGGUUGUUAGUGCUGCGCAUUGUUUUUCUGAUCCAAACAGACCCCAGGAUUACUUAUUGGUAGUUGGUACAAUCAAUAUAGAUGGAGAAGGAGGGGACAGUUAUGAAGUGCAAUCGAUAAAAAAUCACGAAGGUUAUAGUCCUGACAACCAUGAUAAUGACAUUGCUUUGCUGAAAAGCAAAAGCAAUUUUUUAUUCAAGAAAUCUAUAGGACCCAUUUCUUUGGGCACUGAAGAAAUGUGUAGAAAACCUGGCUUAAUGGGAAUUGUUGCCGGAUUCGGAACAACAGAAGAAGGAAAACCUAAAGACAAAUUACAAACUGUUGAAAUUCCAAUAAUCAAUAAUAUAGAAUGUCAAGAAUGGUACAAUACCCCCAAGACUGAUAAUGUUGUUAUCAACGAUAAUCACUUAUGUGCCGGAUAUAAAGAAGGAGGCAAAGAUUCCUGCCAGGGUGAUUCAGGUGGACCCUUAUAUAUCCGAAAUGGAGAUGAAAGUUAUCAAUGCGGAGUUGUAUCUUUUGGUAUCGGAUGCGCCCUACAGAAUCGUCCUGGAGUGUACGCUAGCAUCGGAUACUUCAGAGACUGGAUUGACGAAAAUAUUCAGGAAAAUUCGUAGAUAAAUUUCACUUUCUGUUAAAACAUUCGCUGAUUUUUCCUGUGUCUAAUUGUCUAAUUUAAAAUUUAAGCAAUAAUAGAUUUCAGAGAAAUGUACUUUCAAUUAAACUUCUUAUCGCUAUUUUUUGGUGUUACUAUUAUUAUUUUCUCACU